Aspergillus heteromorphus CBS 117.55 is the source of this 1167-nucleotide messenger RNA. Its product is annotated as FPP/GGPP synthase family protein. Gene Ontology annotation, molecular function: prenyltransferase activity. The record is from RefSeq and is a predicted model, not a curated record. Lineage: Eukaryota; Fungi; Ascomycota; Eurotiomycetes; Eurotiales; Aspergillaceae. The transcript has 6 exons. Bases 1 to 1167 code for a protein of 388 amino acids. Gene Ontology annotation, biological process: isoprenoid biosynthetic process.
AUGGCUACCACUACAACUACGACAGCCGCCAUGGAUAUCCUCAAUGAAAGCACGCAGCCUUUCCCAUUGCACAUCCAGAAAGAAACCCCCUACGCCUCUAGCAUGCCAUCCCUUGCCCCGGUCGAUUAUCGUGCCCUUCCCGAGUCGGACCAGGCUUUUGGGGGCAAUGGUGCCGGCGAGAUGGUCGUGGAGCAGGAGCAGGAUCUGGAGCUGUCGCCGCCGCAGAAUGAGCUCGCCAAUACGAACUUGCCGCGCAGUACUACUGCUCCCAUCCACGCCCCCUUCCAAUACAUCUCCUCCCUCCCAUCCAAAGGCGUGCGCGACCAGGUCGUCGCCGCGCUGAACGUCUGGGUCGGCGCUUCGCUCGACGUGCUCCCCCAGAUUGUGUCUAUCGUUGGCGAUAUCCAUAAUAUCUCGUUGAUGCUCGACGACGUCGAAGACGCCUCCCCUCUCCGCCGCUCCCGACCCUCCACACACACCGUCUUCGGCAUCCCGCAGACCGUCAACUCCGCUACAUACCAGCUCGUCGAUGUGAUCGCCCGGGUCGCUGAGAUCGGGGGAUCGGAGUGUCAGACUAUCUGUACUGAGGAAAUGAAAAAUAUGCUCGUGGGCCAGAGUCUCGAUCUCCACUGGGUGCAGCAUGUUUCGCCGCCGAGUGUGCCGGAGUAUUUGCAGAUGAUUGAUGGGAAAACCGGCGCCCUCUUCCGCAUGAUCUCGCGCCUGAUGAUCGCCCAAUCCACGCACCCCACCAAGCCCUCAGACCUGAAUAACCUGAUGAUGCUCUUUGGGCGGUUCUUUCAGAUUAGGGAUGACUACGCGAAUUUGGUUGUUGAUCAGUACCAAGAAAGCAAAGGCUUCUGCGAAGACCUCGACGAAGGCAAAUGGAGCUUCAUCCUACUGCACGCGCUCGAACACGCCACGCCCAGCAACCGCGCGCUGCUGCGCAACCUGCUGAUGCAGCGGCACGCGACCGGCGCGGCGGGCCGCGGCCACAAGCAGCUGUUCCUGGGCGUGCUGGAGGAGUCGGGCAGUCUGGCGUUCACGGCCGACGCGCUGGUGAGUCUGUGGGGGGAGAUCGAGGGGGAGAUUUGUCGCGUGGAGCGGGAGACCGGGACGGAGAAUCGCUUGGCCAGGGAGAUGUUGGAGAGGUUGAGGAUUCAGCGGUAG